AUGUCAACUACACUCAGCUGGUUGAGCUUCACAGGAAGUACGCUGAUCAGGGUUUCUGCAUUCUUGCCUUUCCUUGCAAUCAAUUUGGAAAUCAGGUUUGUUUGUGCUUUGGAAAUGUUUGCCAAAAUUUACAAUUUAGUGCCACAAAUUUCCCCAGAACAAAUGUCCCUUCAUGGUGAACCUGGAACUGAGGCGGAAAUUGUGAAGUUUGCAGAAGGCUUUGGAGUGCAGUUUGACAUGUUUGCAAAAAUUGAAGUGAAUGGAGGAAACGCUCAUCCUUUGUGGAAGUGGCUUAAAGAACAAAAAGGAGGAUUUCUUGGGAGGACUUUGAAAAGGAAAUUCAAAAGCUGCUGUAGAGUGAAGAAGCUCACUGUUGCUGCACUCAUAUUGAGCAGUUUGUGUCAUUGGGAAGAAGUUGUUUGAUGAUGGGUUGGCUUGAAAAGCGCUCCUUGGCUUGGGCUGUACUCUGAUGAAGCUGUGUAAUGAUGGCUGACUUCCGUCCAAUGAUUCAACUGCUGAUUUGACAGCGAUGUACUUGAAAUGUUCUUCACUUGGUGUUGGAUUGUUUGUAUGUGAAAUGAUGAUGUGAUAGAUGUCGCCCUCCCCCUUUCUUUGAAACUCAACUGGGCAUUUAGGAUGCGGGUACAAUAUUUUAUUCACGUAGACGUCGGAUCUUCUCUUGCGCAUAAUGGCGUAUUUAUUAUUAUUAUUGUUUUACUUUUGGCUGCAGCCUUUAUUUUUUGAUAAAAUAUGUUCCUUCUGGUUGUUUGUGUCAAGGUACAGGUCAAAUUCCUUUAUGGAAAAUGACACGAGUAAUUUUUCUUGCAACGAAUUUUUAUGAUGAGUUUUCAUUAUAACUGGUUUUUUAUUCUGAAGGAUUUUGACAGUGGAACAAUGUUCGUAGUAAAGGAUAUUUCGUUCCACCAUGAGUUUUAAUUUUGAGACGUUGUUUUUAUUCCAAAGGAUUCUCCAGUGGAUCAAUUUCAUAAUGUGUGAAGAAUAUUUCAUUGCAAAGGAUUUUCAUUGUUACGAAUUAUUCAUUGAAAUAAAAUUUCCUUCGUGAAAAGUUGCUUGUUAUGACUAUGUUGUCAUGAAAUCAAAUUUAUUCAAGGUCCUGACCAAAACUUGCCAGACAAUAAUGUUGAAGAAAUAUCGUGUUAGUAGAAUUUCAGUGCAACUAUUUUUUUUGACAGAAUUUUUUGAGUUUUCUACUACUCAUUGGAAUGAAAACAAUAUUUUAGAAAGUUCUUCACUGUCAUGCAUUGCGUUAUUCUGCUGGAAAAUGUUGAUUUGUGGAGCUGAGAUUCGAUUCGAAGGAUUUGAUGUCUUAUUUUAGAAUAAAUCGUCACAAUUUUAAUAAGAAUCUCAAAACAACAAAUUUCUUCAUUAUACAAAAUCUUUCUGUGUACCUGGACGUUAUUUUUAACAAGCUUUGACCUGUACUUCAAAUAAAAAUAAUUAACCUUUAUGUUGGUAUCAUCCGAUUUCAAGAUACUGUAUGUGUACCUGAAAUGAUUCUUUUUUGUCAAUUUCUCCUUCAGACACAGGAUUUUUAGAUCAUGACCUUGUCCAUGUAUGUGAGCGUUAGUUUUUUUCAACGAAUGUUUCAUUAUUACCGCAUUUGGGAGAAUCAAUUAUAUUUAAAUUCGUUCAAUUGGAAGA
Molecule: messenger RNA, 1662 nt
Organism: Notodromas monacha
Lineage: Eukaryota; Metazoa; Arthropoda; Ostracoda; Podocopida; Cyprididae
Source: the annotation of a GenBank genome assembly